This is a messenger RNA of Lates calcarifer (barramundi perch), 1451 nucleotides long. RefSeq names its product thymidylate synthetase (gene tyms). Gene Ontology annotation, molecular function: thymidylate synthase activity. Gene Ontology annotation, biological process: dTMP biosynthetic process. The record is from RefSeq and is a predicted model, not a curated record. Lineage: Eukaryota; Metazoa; Chordata; Actinopteri; Centropomidae. The transcript is spliced from 7 exons. The coding region runs from base 16 to 1167 and encodes 383 amino acids. Gene Ontology annotation, cellular component: cytosol; mitochondrion.
CCUUUACCUCUGAAUAUGGCAGGGAACCUCGCGUUUCAGUCAGAGCGCGCCUCGCUGUUCUCGCGAGAUGUGGAAGUCAUCCGUGGACGCCUGCUGGCAUGUCAAAAUCACCCGGGAAAGUUCCACUCUGACCCUUCACAACAGAGCGACUUUGUAGCAGGUUUUGCGCUGAAAUCGUCCGUGCUUUUUGUCCACAAAAUGCCCGCCACUUCAGAAAUCCACGCAGAGCAGCAGCUGCACGCGGAGGACGGCUGUAAGAAGAAGGAAGAGAGUCUGGCUGCGGAGAAGAAGACGUUUGGUGUUCUCUGCGAUGAACGCGGGUACCUGGAUCAGAUCGAGUACAUCAUGCAGCACGGCCGCAGGAAGGGAGACCGAACCGGGACAGGAGUCAUCUCUGUGUUCGGUGCUCAGGCCAGAUACAGUCUGCGAGACCAGUUUCCCUUGCUGACAACCAAGAGAGUGUUCUGGAAGGGGAUCCUUGAAGAGUUGCUGUGGUUUAUUAAGGGAUCAACAAAUGCCAAGGAGCUCUCAGCGAAAGGGGUGAAGAUUUGGGAUGCCAACGGGUCCCGGGAUUUCCUGGACAACCUUGGGUUCACGGACAGAGAGGAGGGCGACCUGGGACCUGUGUACGGUUUCCAGUGGAGGCACUUCGGGGCAGAGUACACAAACAUGCAUGCAGAUUACACAGGACAAGGUGUUGACCAGCUGCAGAAAGUCAUUGACACCAUCAAAAAGAAUCCAGAAGACAGACGGAUCAUCAUGUGCGCUUGGAACGCCAAAGACCUGCCCCUCAUGGCUCUGCCCCCCUGCCACGCCCUCUGCCAGUUCUACGUGUGUGAUGGUGAGCUGUCGUGUCAGCUGUACCAGCGGUCGGGCGACAUGGGUCUGGGAGUGCCUUUCAAUAUCGCCAGCUACGCACUUCUUACCUACAUGAUCGCCCACAUCACAGGCCUCAAGCCUGGUGACUUUGUUCACACCCUGGGGGAUGCUCACAUCUACAUCAACCACAUUGAACCUCUCAAAGUACAGCUCCAGAGGGAGAUCCGGCCCUUCCCCAAGCUGAAGAUCCUGAGGAAGGUGGAGAACAUUGAUGAUUUCCACGCAGAGGACUUUGAGAUUUGUGACUACAACCCCCAUCCCACCAUUAAGAUGCAGAUGGCUGUGUAACCGUCCCAAUGUAAAGACAAUUAGGGAUGAAUAUGGUGCAUGCUGGUAUUUAUAGUAUGUCUGCUUGACUUUCAUUUUUAUUAACAAGAUCAUACAUACAUUUUACUGGAAAAAGAGGCGAGUGGGUAAAUUUUUUGUUUCAUUUUGGUGAACUAAGCCUUUAAAAACAAAUCUGUACUUGGGUUUUCUAUAGCUGAAUUGAUCUUGUUUGAAAAUGUGUUCUUUUGCUUAUUUUAAAUGUAAUUAAUCUGUUUCUGUAAAUAAAGAUGUUAGAUUUGUUGUCA